GAAAGUCAUUCCAAGAUGGCGCUGCGCACAGUAUGUGCUGCUGCUUUACGGACCGGGACAGAUUUAGGGGUCAAUAAUGCGAGGACAUUUGUCACGACAGCAUUCCUCUGCAAACGGGUUCCUCCUUUGGGCCCGAUGCCAAAUGAAGAGAUUGAUGUUAAAAACCUGGCGUCGGUAGAGAAGUAUCGCAGCUACAAUCGUUACUUCAGGCAAGCGGCGGAGGCGAGGAACAAGGACGUAUGGUGGAAGACUUACAGGAGCUACGUGGAAAACGCUGACCCUGAGCACGGCGCAGAGCGAGUGGACAUUGGACUGCCCUACUAUCAACCCUGCAGGACCAAAGAAGUAAGGAAGAGGAGGCAGGUGAUGAAGGAGAACAAGAAGAACGUCGAGCUGGAGCGGGCGUCUCGUCUGCGCACGUUUAAGAUCCCUCUGGAUCAAGUGCAGGAAACUUGGGAGAAGACAGCCGGGCCGUUUCAUGUUAAAAGACUUGCGGACCACUAUGGGGUCUUCAGAGAUCUCUUCCCCAUGGCUUAUUUUCUACCUCAGGUUACACUCAAGGUCUGCUACAGCCAGGAUAACGGCACUCAUGUGCACUAUGGGAAUCAACUGACACCCACUGAGGCAGCGACGGCACCACAGAUCAGCUUCAAUGCAGAGGAGGGCUCCCUGUGGACCCUCCUGCUUAGCUGUCCAGAUGAGCAUCUUCAAGAUAACGAGGCAGAAUACAUCCACUGGCUUGUGGGGAACAUACCGGGCGCAGCAGUCCAGGCUGGUGAGGAGCUGUGUCACUACCUGCCACCCUUCCCUGCCAGAGGAACAGGCUUCCAUCGCUAUAUUUACGUGCUCUUCAAGCAGGAUGGGCCCAUCAACUUCCAGGAAAACAUCAGGCCCUCGCCAUGCCAAUCACUGGUGCAGCGCACGUUUAAGACGGUGGAUUUCUACAGAAAGUACCAGGACAACAUGACUCCUGUGGGUCUGGCCUUCUUCCAAUGCCAGUGGGAUCAAUCUGUGACAGAUACCUUUCACAACACCCUAAACAUGAGGGAGCCCGUGUUUGAGUUCAUCAGGCCUCCAGUGUACCACCCCCCACAGGUCAAAUACCCUCACCGGCAGCCCCUACGCUACCUGGACAGAUACAGAGACGGGAAAGAGCACGCCUAUGGGAUAUACUGAUUAUCAGACACAUGCACAUUUGAGGAAACAGCAACAACAAUGUGGAAUUAUGUUUGCCAUAUUUAUGUCAUGAUUGUAAAAAUAAAGCAAUUUUCAGCUGCA
Molecule: messenger RNA, 1278 nt
Organism: Pundamilia nyererei
Lineage: Eukaryota; Metazoa; Chordata; Actinopteri; Cichliformes; Cichlidae
Gene: mrpl38
Product: mitochondrial ribosomal protein L38
Exons: 9
Coding region: 16-1176 (386 amino acids)
Cellular component (GO): mitochondrial large ribosomal subunit
Source: RefSeq, a predicted model, not a curated record